Scomber scombrus (Atlantic mackerel) is the source of this 2797-nucleotide messenger RNA. RefSeq names its product isoaspartyl peptidase/L-asparaginase. The coding region runs from base 71 to 1003 and encodes 310 amino acids. NCBI's taxonomy places the organism in Eukaryota, Metazoa, Chordata, Actinopteri, Scombriformes, Scombridae. The record is from RefSeq and is a predicted model, not a curated record. Gene Ontology annotation, molecular function: asparaginase activity. The transcript has 7 exons.
UGAGUCACGUGACUAUGGCGGAGUGAUUGUCCAACAGGAACACUUGAAGAUCAGGAAGAGGAGUGUGAAGAUGACAGCAGUUGUAGUUGUGCACGGUGGGGCUUGGGCCAUACCUGACGAUCUCGCCAAGGCCUCUGUUGAUGGAGUGAAGGCUGCAGCAUGUGAAGGGUUUUCUGUGCUGAAAAGAGGAGGAAGUGCACUGGACGCUGUGGAGUCAGCUGUGAAGGCACUGGAAGAUAACACAGUGUUUAAUGCAGGGCACGGAGCAGCAUUAAAUAUGGAGGGGGAAGUGGAGCUGGAUGCCAUCAUCAUGGAUGGAAGGACACUUGCCAGUGGUGCUGUGUCUUCAGUGAAGAACAUUGCCAACCCUGUGUCACUGGCACGGGCAGUGAUGGAAAAGACUGACCACAUCAUGCUGACAGGGAGAGGAGCAAACCUAUUUGCAGAGAGCAUCGGUGUGGUCACAGUUCCCACUCAUACACUGGUUACCCAGUAUGAGAGAAAAGAAUGGGAGAAGCACAAGGGUUAUGUUACAGGUGUGAUGGAAGAUUUCAACUCUCAGUGGGCUCAUGAUACUGUUGGUGCAGUUGCUGUGGAUUGUGCCGGAAAUGUGGCAUGUGCAACAUCAACUGGAGGGAUCCGAAAUAAAAUGGUCGGCAGAGUAGGAGACUCUCCAAUUAUUGGUUGUGGAGGAUACGCAGACAAUUUCAGUGGUGCAGUGUCUUGUACCGGCCAUGGAGAGUCCAUCCUUAAAGUCACACUGGCCAGACUCAUUCUUUCACAUAUUGAACAAGGUAAAUCAGUAGAAGAUGCUUCACAGUUGUCCCUGCGCUACAUGGGAGAGCGUGUCCGGGGUGCAGGAGGAGCUAUUGUAGUUUCUCAAUCAGGGCGGUGGGCAGCCACAUUUUCAACAGAGCGAAUGGCUUGGGCAGCUGUGGAACAAGAUGUUCUGUGGUAUGGUUUAGACCCAAAUGAAAGAAUAAAAGAGCAGUUGUCCCAGUAACCAUUUUAACAGUUUUUAUCCUUAUUAGUCAUAGUACUGAUCCAUGCAAUAGAGAAAUGUAUUUCACAUGUUUUCUACUAAUUGUCUAUCAUUUGUUGUCUGUAGACAAAUCAAAUAAUGAAUCAUUUCUUCCAGGCUUCAGGUGUACAGUGACACAUACAUUGUAACAUAUAGAUUAUGAAUAUUACAGUAUACAAGUCUCAAGAUCUGAGACAUUUUAAUAUUUAGUUAAUACAGCUGAUAGCUGAAUCUCUGAUUCUCUGACAUACAUAAAAUCAGAGCAAAGAACUGCAGCACUGGUUUGAAGUGGAUUCUGGCCAUAGUGUAAAUUUAAAAAAAAUUCAACUUAAGCAACUUGUUUGAUUAGUGGUUUUCAGUUCUGGGCCUUGGAAUGAAGACAUCUGCUGGUUUUCAGUGCUGCCAUAUGCUUAGUGGAUAACUAGUGGAUAGGAUAGAAAACCUACUGUCAUCCUGGGAGUCCCUCUCACUUUUAUUAAUUGUUUAUUUGAUUAGUAGAUAAUCAAUAACAAAGACUGAGUUUAAAGCUGAGCCUGUGAAAUGUUACUUACUUUUUUCCCCCACCAAAUGUUUUUCAGUGUCUUAAAAAGUUGUUUGUUGGUGCUCUUCAAGCACCUCUAGUAAAAUGGACUGUUACCAGGUUCUUAACAUAACAAUGGCCUCAUGCAUGAGCCUCUACUUCAUUGUUGGCCUUGCUUCAUCCUUUGAAACAAUGGCUGCUCAACCAAGAACAAAAUUCCUGCUGUAUGCAAGUGUGAAUCAGAAUUAUAAUUUGAUAGUAGGAUCAUUUGCUCCCAUUGUGACUGAAGAUGUAGGGGCUGCUCUGAAUGGCUGAUCUGCCCCUUUAUUUAAAAAGUGGUUAAAGAGAAAAGCACCAGUUUCAUGUUCUUAGAGCACACACUUACAACAAUAUCACCUCCUAGACUGAACAAUUUAUUUGUAGAAUUUGUAGUAACUUUUUUUUUAAAACUAAUGUUGCAUUAAAAUAAUAUUGUUAAACACAAAAAAUAAUGUUGCUCAAAUUGUCACAACAUCUCUUAUGUAAAAUUAAUUCAUGUGCAUUUACAAUUUUAGUGAUUGCAUUGUAUAUUGGGUUACUUAAAAAAUAUAUCUGAUUGUGUGAUUUUCUAAAAUGAUUAAAAGUUCACAGGUUCUCAAGUCUGUCUUUAGAAAAUAGCCAGGUGCUCCUAAACACUGAAAAUCUUGCCCACAUUUUGAGCAAAAGUGUAAUUAAAAGUUUGUCAGAAGCUAAUGCAAAACUUCAGCUGAGUUAGUUAAAUCAAGUUGAUAUCUUCCACAGUUACAGACUUUUUAGUGACUGCCCUUUUUGUGUCUUGAUGGUAAGCAUUUUGUUAUUCAGCUGCAGUGGAAGGGAUCAUAGCAAAACAUAGAAUUUUGCACUAAAAAUAAAUAAUUGAUUUGGCUACUAUGGACAGCAGGAGCUCCUCAUUUUCUUUAAAUAAACGUUUAAAUAGGCUACGUUUUUGCAUGAGAGGACUGGAUUUUAUCCCCGAUCAUUUACAUUGAAAGUGCAUUAUGGUCAGUAUGAACAGGAGGAAUUGUUAUGACAAUGUGUGCACCUGACAAUUGCCUUAGGAUCGACUUGGAAAACAGUGACCUCAUCCAUUAAGUUGAAAAUCCUGUUGACACCAUAUGUGUCUUAUUUUACACGAAGAAAAAAAAUGCAAUUACUGUAGUAUUAUGAACACUGUAUAAAUGAUUAAUUCUCCUUAUUUCACUUUGACACUCUUGAAAUAAAGUAAACAAAUGAACAGA